AUGACUUCUGAGACUUUUCUCGCCAGGCUCUGCGAGCAGGCUGAGCGCUAUGACGAAAUGGUCACAUACAUGAAGGAGGUUGCCAACCUGAGCGGUGAACUCACUGUCGACGAGCGCAAUCUCCUCUCCGUCGCCUACAAGAACGUGGUUGGCACCCGCCGUGCCUCGUGGCGCAUUAUUUCGUCCAUCGAGCAGAAGGAGGAAUCCAAGGGCUCCGAGCAGCACGUCACCAUCAUCCGCGACUACCGCCAAAAGAUUGAGACCGAGCUGGAGAAGGUCUGCCAGGAUGUCCUCGAUGUCCUCGACGAGUCUCUCAUCCCCAAGGCCGAGUCUGGCGAGUCCAAGGUCUUUUACCACAAGAUGAAGGGUGACUACCACCGUUAUCUCGCUGAAUUUGCUUCUGGCAACAAGCGCAAGGUUGCAGCUACUGCCGCUCACGAAGCUUACAAGAACGCCACCGAUGUUGCACAGACCGAGCUCACGCCUACCCACCCCAUCCGCCUUGGCCUUGCGCUGAACUUCUCCGUCUUCUACUAUGAGAUCUUGAACUCACCAGACCGUGCCUGCCACCUCGCCAAACAGGCAUUCGAUGACGCCAUUGCCGAGCUCGACUCGCUUUCGGAGGAGUCCUACCGCGACAGCACCCUCAUCAUGCAGCUGCUGCGUGACAACCUUACUCUCUGGACCUCCUCCGACGGUGGUGAGCCCGAGAACGCCGAGGCCAAGGAGGACAAGCCAACUGAGGGUGAGCCUGCCGCUGAGCCCAAGGAGGAAGAAGCCCCCGCUGAGGCUCCCGCACCCGCCUCCGAGUCAUAA
Molecule: messenger RNA, 816 nt
Organism: Talaromyces rugulosus
Lineage: Eukaryota; Fungi; Ascomycota; Eurotiomycetes; Eurotiales; Trichocomaceae
Exons: 7
Coding region: 1-816 (271 amino acids)
Biological process (GO): signal transduction
Cellular component (GO): cytoplasm
Source: RefSeq, a predicted model, not a curated record